AUGUGUGCGUUUCUUGUGCGGAUGCUCUUUUGCAGUGCGUGCAGUGUGCGAGUUGUGCCUGCCGCGGGAGGUCGCAUCAUUACCGCGCACACAACGGCGACGCUGCGACGAUGUGUGUGUAUUUUUGCUGCACCUCUUUCUAUUUCCUUUUUGCCUUUCUAUUCUCCGCUCUGUGCGCAGAUCUGCUCACCGACUUCAGCCACGCAACUCUACUACUACUACUACUGCUGCUCGCACUUGUACGCGAAAAACGAUGAUGAUGGUAUGGCGCGUGUGGAGAUGGAGUUGUUGUGUGGAAGCAAAGAUUCCCGUGUGCACUGGCGCCCAGUCGGCGAGAGCAGCCGGACUGCGUGUCGUACUGAUAAGAAACCAGACAGUCGAGAUCUAACAGAAGAGGAGGCUUUCAAUGCGAUAGUCGGCGAUUUUGCGGCGAGGAGCUGCUCGGAUUGCGAUGGCACGAAUAAUUCCGGAGGAACGGAGGAAUAUAUGACUCCUGACAUCACGACGCCCAACACCACCGAGGUGUGCAGCAAUAGGACUGUAUCCAUGGUCCUCGGGCACCCACCCUUGCCACCAAGGAGCCGACAAACAGCAGUUUGUGCAGCAGCUCCACACAGAGCACAUCUCCUUUAA
Messenger RNA from Trypanosoma cruzi, 633 nucleotides. RefSeq lists its product as uncharacterized. The record is from RefSeq and is a predicted model, not a curated record. The transcript has a single exon. Lineage: Eukaryota; Euglenozoa; Kinetoplastea; Trypanosomatida; Trypanosomatidae. Bases 1 to 633 code for a protein of 210 amino acids.